AUGACCACUAUGUUGCUGGAGGUUGUUUUUUUCCUCUUGAUUACACUAGUGGAUGUCUCCAAGGAAAAGUACCUGAAACAACAGACAGGGGUGGGCUGCUAUAAAUGUCACUCCAUCAACGGCAGUGAUGCUCACUGCGGAGACCCAUUCCAUCCAGCAUACAACAUGCAACGCUACUUUGCAAAGUGUGAACAGGCACAAGACAAACGGGUGGGGCUCUUCCCCGCCCGUUACUGUACCAAAAUCAAAGGCACUAACUUGAAGACAAAUGAGGAAAUGAUCAUCAGAUCCUGCAGUAACUCCGCCUUUGACAACACCUGUGGCUUGUUCGAGUUUGAGCACACCCGUUAUUCGGGAUGUUUGAUGUCGUGUUCUAGAGAUGCCUGCAAUGUGGCGCCCAGCUUGUACAGAUGUGACAGUCGUCUGGCUGUGGUCUCUCUGACCACAAUGCUCGCAUUCAUCAUUCAGUCCACUCUUUGCCACAAAUGCAGGUUGUGA
Candidula unifasciata is the source of this 498-nucleotide messenger RNA. Lineage: Eukaryota; Metazoa; Mollusca; Gastropoda; Stylommatophora; Geomitridae. The record is from the annotation of a GenBank genome assembly.